Messenger RNA from Myotis myotis, 2413 nucleotides. RefSeq names its product egl-9 family hypoxia inducible factor 1 (gene EGLN1). The coding region runs from base 416 to 1711 and encodes 431 amino acids. Gene Ontology annotation, biological process: cellular response to hypoxia; peptidyl-proline hydroxylation to 4-hydroxy-L-proline. The transcript has 5 exons. Gene Ontology annotation, cellular component: cytoplasm; nucleus. NCBI's taxonomy places the organism in Eukaryota, Metazoa, Chordata, Mammalia, Chiroptera, Vespertilionidae. Gene Ontology annotation, molecular function: ferrous iron binding; peptidyl-proline 4-dioxygenase activity; L-ascorbic acid binding. The record is from RefSeq and is a predicted model, not a curated record.
CCCGGGUCGCGGCGGGGCCGUGGUGUACGUGCCGAGCGCGCAGAGCGAGUGGCGCCCGCACGCCCUGCGCUCCUCCACAGGCCGGCCGGGCGCCCGGGACGCGGAGGCGGCGGCGGCGGCCAAGGAGGCCGGUCUCGCGCUCCCGAGCGGAGGUCGCCGUUCGCCGCGCAGGCCGCGUUCCCUCCGCCCACCCGCCCGCGGGGCGAUGCGGCGCUGAGACGCGGCAGCCGGCGCUCCGAGGUUCCGACCCGAGGACGAGGAAGCAGCCGGGCCGAGGGCGGGGAGCCGGCCUGCCCGAGGCGAGGGGCGGCGGGUGCAUGGCGCAGUGACGGGCCCUGCCGCUCCGCCCGCUCUCCGGCCUCGGGCGAGGCCGUCCGGCCGCCACCCCUCCAGCUCGGCCGCCGCCGCCGCCGCCAUGGCCAAUGACAGCGGCGGGCCCGGCGGGCUGAGCCAGAGCGAGCGAGACCGGCAGUACUGCGAGCUGUGCGGGAAGAUGGAGAACCUGCUGCGCUGCAGCCGCUGCCGCAGCUCCUUCUACUGCAGCAAAGAGCACCAGCGCCAGGACUGGAAGAAGCACAAGCUCGUGUGCCAGAGCGGCGAGGGCGCCCCGGGCCCCGGCCCCGGCCCCGCGGCCGCCCCGCUCCCGCCCCCCGGCCCCGCGCCGGCCCCCGCCGCGCCGCCGCCCAGGGCCGCUGGGGCCCGGCGGGCCAGGAAGACGGCGCCGCGCAGGAACAGCGCCGCCGCCGCCGGGGACGCGGCCAAGGCGAAGGCCCAGCCCGCGGCGGCCGCGUCCCCGCCUCGCGCGGCGCCGGGCGGCCAGGGCCAGGGCCGGGCGGCGGCGGCGGCGGCCGACGCGGAGUCGGCGAAAGAGGAGCCGCUGGUCCGCGCGUCGCUGCUGCAGGAGAAGGCGAACCUGUACCCGCCGAGCAACACGCCGGGCGAGGGGCUGAGCCAGGCGGGCGGCCUGCGGCCCAACGGGCAGACGAAGCCGCUGCCCGCGCAGAAGCUGGCGCUCGAGUACAUCGUGCCCUGCAUGAACAAGCACGGCAUCUGCGUGGUGGACGACUUCCUGGGCAAGGAGACCGGGCAGCAGGUGGGCGAGGAGGUGCGCGCCCUGCACGACACGGGCAAGUUCACGGACGGCCAGCUGGUCAGCCAGAAGAGCGACUCGUCCAAGGACAUCCGGGGCGACCAGAUCACCUGGAUCGAGGGCAAGGAGCCCGGCUGCGAGACCAUCGGGCUGCUCAUGAGCCGCAUGGACGACCUGAUCCGCCACUGUAACGGGAAGCUGGGCAACUACAAAAUCAAUGGGCGGACGAAAGCCAUGGUUGCUUGUUACCCAGGCAAUGGGACGGGAUAUGUGCGUCAUGUUGAUAAUCCCAACGGAGAUGGAAGAUGUGUGACAUGUAUAUAUUAUCUUAAUAAAGACUGGGACGCCAAGGUAAGUGGAGGUAUACUUCGAAUUUUUCCAGAAGGCAAAGCCCAGUUUGCUGACAUUGAACCCAAAUUUGAUAGACUGCUGUUUUUCUGGUCUGACCGCCGCAACCCUCAUGAAGUACAACCAGCUUUUGCUACAAGGUACGCAAUAACUGUUUGGUAUUUUGAUGCAGAUGAGAGAGCCCGAGCUAAAGUAAAAUAUCAAACAGGUGAAAAAGGUGUGAGGGUUGAACUAAAUAAACCUUCUGAUUCGAUCAGUAAAGACGUCUUAUAGAGAGACUGAUCCAGCAACACCCUCCUUCACCUCCAGUGACUGUUGGCGCUUUGUUAACUUGUGACUCCAAAUGAAUGGGAUAAAGGAAAAUAGACAACCAGUUGGCAUUUUAAUAAGGAAACGGAAACAACCUUUUGGUGUUGCAUCAGGAAGAAGAUUUGACCGUGAGGCUUUGUACUGCAUGACUGACUCCAAACCUGUGAUUGCUGACGGAAGAAUAUAAGCUACCAGCUGAGCAUGGUCUCCACCCCUGGACAUGAAUAAGUGCCCUAGGUAGCACUGUUUCAUUCAUACAUUUGUCAGAUCUGCCAUCUAGCUGAGUUCAUUUCAUCUCUCCCUUUUUUAUAUAGUCAAGUUUGAAUUUGAAGUAAUUUUUGUAUGAUCAGGUACAAUUUAUCAAAACUGAAUUGAGAAAAAAUUACAGCAUUGUCCCCCAAAAUAGCAUCAAUCUAUUUUUGUAAACCUCUUCGUACUAUUAAAUUUUGCCCUAAAAGACCUCUUAUAAUGAUUUCUGCCAGUGACUGACAAUUAAUUUUCUUUUUACUUACAAGAAGGAGCACUUUAAUUACCAGCUGAAAAAUCGGAUUUUUUGUAGUCCUGUCUUACACUAAUUUGAACUCUUAAACAUGGCUUCUGUUGUUUUUGUUGACAUUGUUAAUAAUGAAACAUAACAGUAAAACCAUCACCAUUUACUACCAAUAA